AGCUGAUUUGUGCCUCCAACGCCGGCCCAGCUGGUUGCACAAUGGAAAACUGGCGAUUUUAAAUCCUUUUGCACUAUAGCUUAUUUUUUUUAUUUUUUUUCUGUAUGUGUAGAAAUAUUUUUUAAAAAAAGGACGUCUCCGGCUGCAUUCGUGAGUUUGCGAACGUGAGGAUGAGGCGCUGAUGGAAGGGGGGUGCGGCAGGGAGGGGGUAUACCUGCUGCUUGAGAAAUGGGGAUGUGUUACAGUCUGCGACCGCGGCUCUUCAGCGAUCCCUCCAGCGGCGGCCCGGACGCGGAGCUGCGCCCUGGAGCGGGGGCCGAGCAGCCACACCAGGGGGACACGGCAGCCAGGCUACGGAGCGCCGACGGCCCCGGGCUGCAGCUCCGCCGCAGGGAGACGGAUGGGCAGCCGCAGCAGAACGGCGCCGAGGGAGAGCGGGCGCCUCCGCCUCUGCAACAGGGCAGCAAAGGACUGGACAGGGACAAGCACAAGGGCGACAAGCCCCGGCCGCAGGACGCAGAAGCGGACAGAGAGGCCAAGAGGGUCAGCAAAUGCAUCGACAAGAUGUUAAAGCAACAGAAACGCGAGUACAAGCAAACCCACCGCCUGCUGCUCUUGGGGGCUGGUGAAUCUGGAAAAAGUACAAUUGUCAAGCAAAUGCGAAUCUUGCAUGUCAAUGGAUUUAAUGCUGAAGAGAAGAAGAUGAAAGUGCAAGAUAUUAGGAAAAAUAUUAAAGAUGCCAUCGUGACAAUAGUCUCAGCGAUGAGCACUUUAAUACCACCAGUCCAGUUAGCCAACCCUGAGCACCAGGUUCGAUUGGAUUAUAUUAAGAGUAUCGCGCUUCUUUCAGACUUUGAAUACACGCAGGAAUUUUUCGAUCACGCAAAAGCACUUUGGGAUGAUGAGGGUGUGAAGGCAUGCUUUGAAAGGUCAAAUGAGUACCAGCUCAUCGACUGUGCACAGUACUUCUUAGACAGAAUUGACCAAGUGCAGCAAAAUGACUAUUCCCCGUCAGAUCAGGAUUUGCUUCGAUGCAGAGUUUUGACAUCAGGGAUUUUUGAAACAAGAUUUCAAGUUGACAAAGUAAAUUUUCAUAUGUUCGACGUGGGAGGCCAAAGGGACGAGAGGAGGAAGUGGAUCCAGUGUUUCAAUGACGUCACAGCUAUUAUUUUUGUGGUGGCCAGUAGUAGCUACAACAUGGUGAUACGGGAAGACAACAACACCAAUCGGCUCCGAGAAGCACUCGAUCUCUUCAAAAGCAUCUGGAACAACAGGUGGCUGCGAACAAUUUCUGUCAUCCUCUUCCUGAACAAGCAGGACCUUCUGGCAGAGAAAGUGUUGGCGGGAAAAUCCAAAAUUGAAGACUAUUUUCCAGAGUACACGCGUUACACAACUCCAGAUGAUGCAACCCCUGAACCUGGAGAAGAUGCCAGAGUCACGAGAGCUAAAUAUUUUGUACGAGACGAGUUUCUUAGGAUCAGCACAGCGAGCGGAGAUGGACGCCACUACUGUUACCCGCACUUCACCUGUGCAGUGGACACGGAAAAUAUCCGCAGAGUAUUCAAUGACUGUCGAGAUAUUAUUCAGAGAAUGCACCUGCGCCAGUAUGAACUGUUGUGAUGGAGAAUCAAUGUGACUUCUUGAUUUUUGGACUCUGCUGGUUUCCUUACCCUUGACCUGCCCACGCAGGGUGGAAGAAAUGCGAGAGAUGUGUGUCAACUUUGCUCUCUCAGCUUUGUUUUGUUCUUCAUUCCUGACUUCACUUUCUUUUGUGCACUUCACUCUGUGUUAGUUUGUUUCCCCUCCCUGGUUCUACCGAGACCUCUGGUUACCUCUUGUGUCUUGAUAGAAGUCUGGGUAAAUACCUCCAUCUGCCUCCCUGCAGCACAUGACUCUGCUGCCCCCCUGCCCACCCCUGUCCUCGGGCAGCUGACGACAGCCCUGUCUUUCAGACCUCUCUCUCUCUCUCUCUCCCCCCCCUCUCUCUCCCCCCCUCUCUCUCUCCCCCCCACCUGUCUCUCUCCCCCCCGCCUCUCUCUCUCCCCCCCUCCCUCCCUCCCUCCCUCUCUCCCUCUCCCUCUCUGUGGGUUUCUUUACAACACAACGCUCAAGAGUACUUGAUGGGGGAAAAUAUAUUAGAACGACAAUGCACUUUUUUGCAUCAGGGUAAUUUAAAAAAAAAACAACUGUUGAGGAAGUUCACACAAUGUAGCAGCACCAGAACAUGUAAUAGUUUCAUGGUUUUCAGCAUUAAGAAUUGCAGUUCCGCUGAAAAAGGACCUCGUCUUCAGCCACUUGAGGCAAAGGAAUAGUAAAGAGAUGGGAUGUCUGAAUCCUACAUGUAGGAGACAUUUUCUGAGGUCUUGGAGCUAUUGAGUCUCACCACACUUUAGAUCUUGAACAGGGACUGCUUUGGCCUGGCCACAUGGGCUGAAACCGCCACACACUAACGUUUGUUCAAGCUGUCCACCGUGGUCAUUUAGGGAUAACUCACGACCGGACAAGUAGUCCAAACAUUUGUUUCUCUUUUCUGUUUGUUUCACUGCUGGAUUAUUAUCUUGUACAGACUGUAAAAUGUAUUAUUUUGUACAACUUUAUUGAAAAGAAUACUUGUAGAUGAUCUUUGUGCCUUGAUUAUGGCUGUACCUGUAAAAUGAGCUGAGAUGUAAGUAUGUUUGAUUGCGCUGUACAGCUUUAUGUCAAAACCCUUUCUACAGCAAUGGCUGCAGACAGGAUGUUUCUCUGUAGAGAUUAGUUUUUUUUUCCUGGUUUAUAAAGAAGGAAAAUGCUCUUUAGUAAAAAAAUGUAUAAAUUAUGCAAAUUAACCACUUACCUUUACAAGAAAGGGUCAGAGGUGAUGAGAUGUUGCAAGAUCAUGCCUUGUUUUGGAUUCUCAGCUUUAACACAUUGGAAUCCAGUUAGGCAUCCAAAAUGCAACGUGGAAUUAUUUCUAUGGGAACCAAGGUUUUUUUGCUAGAAGUAUACAUGUUUGGUAAUUCUUUGGUCAUUCAUAGACCUUCACAAAUGCACAGGCAUUGUGAACGUGUGAGCACCAUUAGAUAGGCUCUUAAAUUCUUGUACCAUCAGCAGCUAUUAUUGUGCAAGUAAGUAGUAAGAAACAGAAAAAAACCUAAGGUGUAAACCUUUGUGUCUGGCCUAAGAGAAUUACAUUUUUAUUUCUCUUUUAAUAAAGAGAUAUGUUAGAAAAGUUUAUUUUAAAUAUUGUAGAAUUUGAGAUGUGUGAAAAUUUCUCAGACUUGAAUAAUUUAUGCAAAUCACAUUCUCAGAACAAGUGGUGGUUCAGUUUGGAAAAUAAGCAAAAAUCGCUGUAGCAAUAAGGCAUGUCCUUUUUAGUAACUAUUACACUGCUUUAUAUUUUAUACCUAGGUGUUUUAUGUCUCUGUGAGUAUAUACUUUUCAUGUGUCCAGAAUAACUUGUACAAUUUGUACAAUGUUAAAAGAAAUUACAGUUACAAUAACAGAAACCCAGUAAGUGUUAAUUCUAUAUUACUUUAAAAUGGAGACCUGAUGUACACUAUUCCCUCCUUACACCUCCCCUGUGCACAAUGGUGUUUUAAGUAUUCUGUGUGCUUAAUUAACAUCCAUGAUUGCAAAAUCUAGCUACGUUAUACAAAUAGAAAUGGAGAGCCAAAAAGGACAAUCUUUCUGUCAAGGGUACCAGAGUGGAGAGCCACACGAGGCCACCUUUAUCUCCCCCUUUUCACCUGAGGACGUGAGCAUAUGUGUAUAAUAGGUAUUUGUUUAAGAUGCCCUUCCAAAGCAGGCACAUUUCAAUCCCCGUGCACACCCUUGCCAACCAAUAAAUUAUUGAG
Pristis pectinata (smalltooth sawfish) is the source of this 3833-nucleotide messenger RNA. RefSeq names its product guanine nucleotide-binding protein G(s) subunit alpha. Gene Ontology annotation, molecular function: G protein-coupled receptor binding; G-protein beta/gamma-subunit complex binding; GTPase activity. Gene Ontology annotation, cellular component: heterotrimeric G-protein complex. Gene Ontology annotation, biological process: adenylate cyclase-modulating G protein-coupled receptor signaling pathway. Lineage: Eukaryota; Metazoa; Chordata; Chondrichthyes; Rhinopristiformes; Pristidae. The record is from RefSeq and is a predicted model, not a curated record. The transcript has 12 exons. The coding region runs from base 229 to 1620 and encodes 463 amino acids.